AAGAAGCGCUGUUGCUGGGCCGCUCCUUCCUGGCUAAGGCGGCCGGAAGUCGGCAGCCAUAGACGCGGUUUAGCCGCGACGCUCUGGAGACUGCUGGCGUAGGGGGAGGUUCUUGAAAAUUUCAAAAUGGGUGAACCUCAGCAAGUGAGUGCACUCCCCCCACCACCAAUGCAAUACAUCAAGGAAUAUACAGAUGAAAACAUCCGGAAGGGUCUAGCUCCUAAGCCUCCACCUCCAAUAAAGGAUAGUUAUAUGAUGUUUGGCAAUCAGUUCCAGUGUGAUGACCUCAUCAUCCGCCCUUUGGAGAGUCAGGGCAUUGAACGACUUCACCCUAUGCAAUUUGAUCAUAAAAAAGAACUAAGAAAACUCAAUAUGUCUAUCCUCAUUAACUUUUUAGAUCUCCUAGAUAUCUUGAUUAGGAGUCCUGGAAGCAUAAAACGAGAGGAGAAGCUGGAAGACCUAAAAUUGCUUUUUGUCCAUGUACAUCAUCUUAUAAAUGAAUAUCGACCCCACCAAGCCAGGGAGACACUCAGAGUCAUGAUGGAGGUACAAAAAAGGCAGCGCCUUGAAACAGCUGAAAGGUUUCAAAAGCACCUGGAACGAGUUAUUGAAAUGAUCCAGAAUUGCCUGGCUUCUUUACCUGAUGAUUUGCCCCAUACAGAAGGAGGAAUGAGGUUAAAAACUGAGCCAAUGGAUACUGAUGACAGCAAAAAUUGUAUUGGACAAAAUGAACAGCGAGAGAAUUCUAGUCAUAGAAGAGACCAGAUUAUAGAGAAAGAUGCUGCUUUGUGUAUCUUAAUUGAUGAAAUGAAUGAAAGGCCAUGAAAGUCUUUUUAAAAUUUGUUGUACAAACUUUGGGGAUGGGAUGGGGGACAGGGUUAUGUAGCCAAAAAUUGUAUGACAUUGUGUCUUGCUUGAUACUCUUGAAACUUGUAUAGAAAUAUAAAUUUGCCUGAUCAUGA
Messenger RNA from Monodelphis domestica (gray short-tailed opossum), 962 nucleotides. RefSeq names its product mediator complex subunit 7 (gene MED7). Gene Ontology annotation, biological process: regulation of transcription by RNA polymerase II. Gene Ontology annotation, molecular function: transcription coregulator activity. Lineage: Eukaryota; Metazoa; Chordata; Mammalia; Didelphimorphia; Didelphidae. Gene Ontology annotation, cellular component: mediator complex. The record is from RefSeq and is a predicted model, not a curated record.